AUGGCGGAUUCAGCAGCUGCAAUUCUACCCGUCGGCGCUGGCUACGGCGUCGUCGUGGGCAUUGGGUUCUUCUUUGCUUUCUUGAUGAUGGGAAUCUCGUGGAUACAGAAUCGUUACACACCGUAUUCGACGAAACAAUCGGAGGAGUUCAACACAGCAUCGCGUUCAGUGAAGCCAGGUCUCAUAGCGUCUGGUAUCGUCUCAGCAUGGACGUGGGCUGCGACGCUUCUGCAGUCAAGCACCGUCGCGUAUACAUAUGGUGUCGCCGGGCCCUUCUGGUACGCAGCUGGUGCCACGGUUCAGAUCCUGUUGUUCUCCAUCUUGGCGUGUAAAGUCAAACAGAACGCUCCACGAUGCCACACCUAUCUCGAGAUUAUCAACGCACGAUAUGGUCGCGUAGCACACUUGGUCUUCAUGGUCUUCGCCUUCAUCACGAACAUUCUAGUCGGCAGUCAAUUGCUUUUGGGGGGAAGUGCAGUAGUCACAGCAUUGACAGGCAUGAAUGUUUACGCAGCCAUCUUUCUAAUCCCAGUUGGCGUUUGCGCCUACGUUAUAUUGGGCGGCCUCCGUGCAACGUUCCUUUGCGACUACUCCCACACGCUCAUCCUCAUGAUCAUCAUCCUUUACUUUAUGUUCGAUGCAUACGCCACAAACUCGCUCAUAGGGUCGCCCUCCGCAAUGUACGACCUGCUACGGAAAGCCGCCGUGCAAAGACCCAUCGACGGCAACCAAGACGGCUCGUACGUGACGCUCAAGUCGAAUUUCGGACUCAUCUUCGGAGUCAUCCAGCUCUGCUCCGGCUCCGGAACAGUCUUCCUCGACCAGGCGUACUGGCAGCGCGCCAUCGCCUCGCAGCCUUCGACCGCUGUCAAGGCAUACAUUCUCGGCGGCAUCGCGUGGUUCGCGAUACCCUUCGGGUUCUCGACGACACUGGGACUCGCUGCAGCAGCGCUGACGGACAAUCCCGCCUUCCCUACGUACCCCAAUGUACCCAGUGCGCACGAGAUCUCAUCGGGUCUUGCGGCACCAUAUGCGGCGAUUGCACUGCUUGGGAAGAGCGGUGCUGCUGCGCUUCUGGUAGUGCUGUUCAUGGCAGUCACCUCAUGCGCUUCAGCAGAGCUCAUCGCUGUGUCGAGUCUACUGACAUUUGACGUGUACAAGGCGUAUAUCCAGCCCAACGCAACGCCCCAGCAACUUAUCUUCGUAUCGCACAUCAUGAUUUGCGUAUUCGGUGUGAUCAUGGCUGUUUUCGCGUGCAUUUGGAACGUAGCUAGCAUCGACCUGGGGUGGCUAUUCCUUGUCAUGGGGAUCCUGAUCGGCGGCGCCGUCUUCCCCACAGCUUUCGCCAUUGUCUGGAAGAAGCAAACCCGCCUGGGUGCCAUAUCUGGCUGCAUUGUUGGUCUCGCAGCCGGCCUCAUCGCAUGGUUCACCACAGCCUAUCAGUACUACGGCGAGAUCACUGUCGCCUCGACAGGAACAGAAUAUGCCACGCUAGCAGGGUGCCUCGCCAGCAUUAUGACAGGCCUUAUUGUAACUGUCGCCAUCACGUACAUCAAGCCCGACAAUUUCGACUGGGAAAUCACGCGCGCCAUCAACGCCGUACCGACAAUUCAGGGCGUGGGACAAGAGGUCCAUGAUUCACCGCGCUGCACGACAGACGGAGAGAAGCCCAGCCAGACAUCACCGAACUGCAAAUCCUCUACACCCUCCCUGCCCAACGAGCUCGAAACCGAGACCGCUGUGCCAAUGUCAAGUCCUCAGGAAGACUCUCCAUCCUCAUUGCGCAGCGCUUUCAAGCUCGCCUGCAUCUCCUCCUUCCUGCUGACCUUCGUCCUGGACUUUCUCCUUCCGAUGCCCAUGUUCUUCAGCCAUUACAUCUUCAGCAAAGGAUUUUUCACUGCGUGGGUGAUAAUCAGCUUCAUUUGGGUGUUUGUGAGCAGUGCGAUUAGUUGCUUCCUGCCGCUCUGGGAGACGCGGACGUUCUGGGGAAAGUUGUGGAGGGACGUGAGGAGUGGGCAGAGGAGUGGUUGAUUUAG
Molecule: messenger RNA, 2036 nt
Organism: Paraphaeosphaeria sporulosa
Lineage: Eukaryota; Fungi; Ascomycota; Dothideomycetes; Pleosporales; Didymosphaeriaceae
Product: Na+/solute symporter
Exons: 5
Coding region: 1-2031 (676 amino acids)
Biological process (GO): urea transmembrane transport
Cellular component (GO): plasma membrane
Molecular function (GO): urea transmembrane transporter activity
Source: RefSeq, a predicted model, not a curated record